Messenger RNA from Aspergillus puulaauensis, 2034 nucleotides. Its product is annotated as alpha-amylase family protein. Gene Ontology annotation, molecular function: beta-galactosidase activity. NCBI's taxonomy places the organism in Eukaryota, Fungi, Ascomycota, Eurotiomycetes, Eurotiales, Aspergillaceae. The record is from RefSeq and is a predicted model, not a curated record. The coding region runs from base 1 to 2034 and encodes 677 amino acids. The transcript has a single exon. Gene Ontology annotation, biological process: carbohydrate metabolic process.
AUGGGGGACACAGGCAGCUCCCACACCGAACAAUGGUGGCGCAAGCCAUUCAGCAUGCUCCAGACCAACUUGCGCGAAGUUGAUGUGGAUAUGGACGUGGAAAAGGUUGCUAGCUACAUCCACGAGCUCGGAGCUGAUGCGUGGCUCAUUGGCGUUGGCGGAAUCCAGGCGCAAUAUCCAACCGAGCUACCCUUUCACGCCAAAAACCCACUGGUUGCGCAACGGCAGAGUGGCGAUCUGAUCUCAGAUGCUUUUGCUGCUGCUAACUCCAGGGCGAUACGUCUAUUGGCACGAAUGGACUUCUCCAAGGUCAAUGCAGAGACGGCGAAGGAGCACCCAGAAUGGUGUUAUGUCUCACCGGCUGGUGGAAUGCAAAGACACACCGGCGGCCUCGUCUCCGUGUGUCCAUGCGGAGGCUACUACCAAGAGCGGAUAUUCGACAUUCUCGACGAGGUCGUGAAGCGGUACCCAUUCGAUGGCUUCUUCAUAAACUGGACGACGAUGAACGAGGAAGAUUACUAUAAGCGCUAUCACGGAGUUUGUCACUGCGCCGAAUGCAAAGCCCGUUGGCUCAAGUAUUCCGGUGGAGAGGAGCUGCCUAAUGGGCCCCAGGAUGGCAGCUAUCCCCGGUGGCUUACUUUUAGCCGCGAAGUGCUUGACCAGAUCACCGACAGAAUUCGUGCAUUCAUAGCGCAACGGCUCCCAACGGCCUGCUUAAUCCUCGGAAAGUCUGCCGACAUCAUGUUCCAUGAGGCUAACAACGCUGUUGGCCGGGAGCUCUGGCAUUAUACCACGUCGGAAACCGUCAGUUCAUGGAUGUCAUAUCGGCCGGAGGUGCCUGUGCUGGUCAACUCGACGUGUUUCCUAGAUAUGCCCUACCGCAUGGCCAGCGAGGAGCCCGCGCACUUCGCCCAGUACCUUCUCCAGUGCAUCUCUAGGGGCGGAAAUCCUUCGACGUAUAUGAUGGGCACACCUGGCCAGAUCCCGUACUUGUGCCUAGAAACCGCAGGAGAGAUAACCCGUUUCCACAAGAAAUGGGGAGCCAUCUACCACGGGUUGCGCCCUUGUGCUAUGACCGGAUUGGUACGCCCUUAUCGAGCUCAUAUGACAGAAAAGCAAUACCAGCAGGCUCUCAGCGAAUACCAAGGGCUCUACUUAUCGAUGCAGGAAACCCAUGUGCUCUUCGACAUCAUUGCACAGGAGCAUGUGGUGGCAAUGGUCGAGAAUGGAAGGCUCAAGAAAUACGGGGUUAUCAUUCUACCCAAUAUCGGCGUCCUCCAAGGAGAGACAGCUGUUGCUCUUGACAAUUGGGUGCUCACUGGGGGACAUCUCGUCACGACUGGGUCUAGUGGUAUCACGGACGAGGGCACGGCUCAGCUCAGGUCGCUUCCAUUCUCCCGACGGCUUGCUCUAGAUGACAAACGCGAGCAACUGUGGUCGUCAUAUUUUGCACUGCCCCAGCUGAACACGCACGACCAUAUAUAUACGGGUCCUCUUGUUCCACUUUAUGGCGCACAUCAUCUCCUCGAAUGGAAGGCCGGUACUGGGGGAGGUUACAAAUUGCUCGCCCAUGCAGCGUUCUCCCCUCCAGAAAGGGCGUACGGGAACACACAAGUCGAACAAAGGGGGUAUGCAACCGGGAGCUUUGGGCGUGGUAGAGGAGUUGUCAUCCCCUUCACUGUCGGCUGCGGAUAUCGCGAUCUCGGGCUGUCCGUAUACCGAGACUUUUUUAGGGGGGUACUCAGCGAGGAGGGUGGCGCGAAGGAAAUACUCUCAUGCAGGAUCGCAGAGCAGGUGAAUAUUACGGUCAACACCACGGGGUCCAGCGUCGUUGUGCAUCUGAUCAACAUGUCAGGUGCUAGGAAACAAAAUUUCGGUCCUCACAUCCCUAUAUCUGGUGGACGGAUCAGGGUGGUACGCGGAAAUAUCAAAGCGCGCGCACUGCGUAUUGACAAGGAGUUGGAGGUUAAUAAUGGCGAAAUUAUACUUCCCACUCUAGAAUUGUUCGAAGUCAUUGUCAUUGAAGGUAUUUAG